This is a messenger RNA of Branchiostoma belcheri (Belcher's lancelet), 2076 nucleotides long. Its product is annotated as galanin receptor type 1-like. Gene Ontology annotation, biological process: G protein-coupled receptor signaling pathway. The record is from RefSeq and is a predicted model, not a curated record. The coding region runs from base 63 to 1283 and encodes 406 amino acids. The transcript is spliced from 4 exons. Gene Ontology annotation, cellular component: membrane. Lineage: Eukaryota; Metazoa; Chordata; Leptocardii; Amphioxiformes; Branchiostomatidae. Gene Ontology annotation, molecular function: G protein-coupled receptor activity.
UUGUUGUUGUCACGGCGCGGUUGAGAUUCUGAGAUCGAAACAAACAACGAGAAACUUGUGAAAUGGCGGAACGGGAGAACCCGUUUGCAACGGAGGCAGUGGUCAUCCCGGCCGUGCUUGGUGUCAUAGGCAUCGUCGGGGUCAUCGGAAACGGACUGGUCAUCCUGGUCAUCGCCAGGUCCAAGGACAUGAGAACUGUGACCAACAUCUACGUGGUCAACAUGGCCGUGACGGAUCUAGCCUACCUGGUGUUCAGUAUCCCUCCUGCGGCAAUAGUGUUCGCCUUUUCAGAAUGGCCGCUGGGAGAGGCCUUGUGCAAGGGCAUGCACUACCUCGGCAGGGGGACGCACCAGGCCGCCUGUUUGACGCUGACUGCCAUGAGUAUUGACCGGUUUUGUGCCAUAGUUUUACCGUUCAGGACCGUCAACUUCAGACAGCCACGAGUUGCCAUCAUCAUCAGCGUCUGCAUCUGGAUAAGUUCGUUGCUGAUAAAUAUACCUGUUGCCCUCCGCUUCGAAGUGUUCCAUGUUCCCAGCGGCCAGACCCUGUGUCGAGAGAACUGGGAGUCCAUGGAUGCCCAGAAGUCCUAUUUUGUCUACGUCUUCGUCAUCACGUACCUGGUACCAGUGUUCAUCAGCGCCGUGUGCGGGUCGCUUAUUGUGCGGCAGCUGAUUCGCAGCUCAAAGAUGCCACGGACGAAUCUGGAUAGACAUGAACGAAGGAUGCGCCGUGUGACGGCCAUGGUGUUAGGAGUGACGUUCCAGUUCGCCCUGCUGUGGCUACCGACUCACGGCAUCAACCUGUGGCGCGUCGCGAACCCGCUCGUCCUGGGCGGCAUCACGCUCUACCGCGUCAAGAUGGCCUUCACCUGCCUCGCCUUCGCCAACUCAGCCUUAAACCCGUUCGUCUACACCUUCUUUGGGGAGAAUUUCAGAGUGGGACUCCGGAGAGUUUUACCGUGUUGCUGCAGGAGGGCCAUCGGAACAUCGGUACAGAGCUCCACGCGGAGGUCGUCGGUGCCCCAUCGAAGACUAAGCGCGCAGAUGAGCAACAGGAGCGUGCAUUGCCAUAGACAAUGCUCCACGGAUGGAGCACGUAGAGACUUCGUGGUGGAGAUUGGUGAGCAGAGUCCUCACACUCCACUGAGUCCAGGUGAGGAGAUUCCUCACACUCCACUGAGUCCAGUGACUGAUGAUCAAACCGACAUACUCACAGACUUCUGCUCGUGCCAAAGAAUCCUCAACAUUUGCAAAAAGGAAAAAUCGUUAAGUAGCAGAGUAUGAGACGUAUCAUAACCUCAAUCCAGUUCAACUACCUUCUUACAAUUUCGUGACCUCUUUUAUGAAAAUAUUAUGUUUAAUUCUAAAAUACCGAUUUAUCAGAGUAAUAUAUCAUGUGACGUUUGCGCACGUAUAACGCAGUCAUAUAUACUUAAUAUCUAGUAUCUAUUGUAGACGGGUCUAUUUUCCAUAAUAGAAAUCAUCGUGGGUUAGCAGCUCAAGGACUGCAUAGUAUGGCCUUGACACAAUUGAAAGUAUGUCUUACCAAUUUAUUAACAUAACAUUACAUAAUAUAAUAUAGUCGUUAGUUCUUUAAAUAGUAAUUUAUCCCAAUCUAAUAAGUACCGUUAUUUUAUUAAAUGGAACUAGAUUAACAAUAGAAUACAGAAAUACGAUAAGUAGUAAGUAAGAAUUAAGCUGACCUCCAAAAGACUCCUUGAUUAACAACACUAGUAUAUGAAUUUUACAUGACCGAUUUAGAAUCAUAAAGACGUGGAUAUAUGUACAUAUGUGGACACUGAAGUGAGGGUUGACAAACGGUACGCUAGACACUAUUAGGGUGACAAGUGUUCUAUGUAUCUCUUGUUAAUGUUGGUUAACAUGAAAUUGUAAAUACGGUCUAUAUUUAAACUUUAAAGUAAACACGAGAUUAUCAAAGGAAUUAGCAUGUGGGUGUGUUGAUCUCAUCCUAAUGUAAAUGACUAAUAUUUUCCUGUAUACACUUUGGUUUUGUAUACCUUUUUAUUUGGAUUAGAUUAUUUUGUACAAUUGUUUUCAAUUAAUUUCUGUAAUUUAU